CUAUAAUUUACAUUAACUAGGCAAGACAGGAUCACCAAGUUGUAAUCUUCUACCUUCAGCAAAUGGAUCAAAGAAAUGUGACCAGAAUUACAACCAUUCAUCUCUUAGGAUUUCAGAUUCCUCAAAGUAUUACAUUUCUGAUCUUUUUUCUUUUACUUUUGGUUUAUUGUAUCACAAUAUGUGGAAAUCUCCUGAUCAUCACGCUGGUGUCCUACAGCAGAACUCUCCAUUCUCCCAUGUAUUUCUUCCUCUCCCAGCUCUCUGUCUUAGAUAUAAUACUAGUAACUGAUAUUCUUCCCAACAUGAUCAGCACUGUUUUGAUUAAAAAAACAAUCAUGUCAUUUUCUGAUUGCCUUGCUCAGUUUUAUUUUUUUGUUAUCACAGAAUGUUCAGAGUGUCUUCUUCUGACAGUGAUGAGUUGGGACAGAUAUUUGGCCAUCUGUAAACCAUUGCAUUAUACUUUGAAAAUGAACCACCAGGUUUGCUGGACACUGGUCAUCCUAUGCUGGAUCUUAAGUGUGUUUGGAGCUUUGGUUUACACUGUAACCAUAUCAACGUUACAAUUUUGUGGUCCCGAUAUUAUUGAUCACUUUUUCUGUGACUUGGAUCCAAUCUUACAACUCUCCUGCUCCGAUACCACCGCUGCUCAAUUUGAAGUGACAAUUUUGGGUGUUAUAUUUGUUGUCAUGCCAUUCUUCAUUAUUAUUGUAUCCUAUGCUUAUAUCAUAUCUACUAUUUUAAAAAUCCCAUCUGUUACUGGCAGACAGAAAGUUUUCUCAACAUGCAGCUCCCACCUGACUGUGGUUUGUAUCUAUUAUGGCACCCUGGUUUGUGUAUAUCUGAUACCAAAUAGAGGACAGACAAGGGACAUUACUAAACUCAUAUCAUUACUGUACACUGUAGUCACUCCAAUGAUAAAUCCACUUAUUUACAGCCUGAGGAAUCAAGAACUGAAAAUAGUUGUCAGCAAUCUCAUCCAGAACUUUUUGGACAUGCAUGUAAUUAAAAAGUAACAUUUGAACACAUUUAUAAUAAUUUUACAUUUUUUUGCAAAAUAUUUAAGCGCACUGGACCAACUUUUCCACCUAACAAAUGUUUUUGUUUUGUUUUUUUCAUUCAA
Molecule: messenger RNA, 1120 nt
Organism: Rana temporaria (common frog)
Lineage: Eukaryota; Metazoa; Chordata; Amphibia; Anura; Ranidae
Product: olfactory receptor 11L1-like
Exons: 1
Coding region: 63-1013 (316 amino acids)
Biological process (GO): G protein-coupled receptor signaling pathway
Cellular component (GO): membrane
Molecular function (GO): G protein-coupled receptor activity; olfactory receptor activity
Source: RefSeq, a predicted model, not a curated record